GCUGCUUUCACAUCACAUCUGCACAUCAGUAAAGAUAGUUCUGUGAUUCUUCGUAUUACUGUGUUCAAAUGAGAAAAGAUUGCAAAUGGGAAAAAGUGCAUCUAAACAGACUGGAGAACUGGAUGAAGCAUGGAGACAAUUUGACUGGGGGCAGAAGGAAGUGCUGAAAGAACGUCUAGAAAAGUUUACUCUGAGUAAUCCAGAUGUGACAAACAUCAAGAUCCUGGUGGCUGGACAAAUUGGAGCCGGGAAGUCCAGCUUUAUUAACUCUGUCCUUGGUGUCUUUCAAGGAGAAAUAGUUAAUGAAGCACUAGCUGAUGGUUCAGAAUCAGCCGCCAGUCACAGUUUCACAACAAAACUGAGAACAUACCGCAUCAGAAGUGCAGAUGCAGAUUUGCCUUUUGAAUUCUGUGACAUAAAAGGUUUAGAACCUGAAAAAAUAUCUGAGUGUCAACCAGAUGACAUUGUCCACAGCAUAUAUGGACAUGUGAAGGAGGGAUAUAAAGUAAGACAUUCAAUUAAAAGUUAAAGGGAUCAUUCACCCAAAAAUGAAAAUUCACAAAAGAAGAUAUUUUGAAGAAUGCUGG
This is a messenger RNA of Carassius gibelio (silver crucian carp), 587 nucleotides long. Its product is annotated as interferon-induced protein 44-like. The record is from RefSeq and is a predicted model, not a curated record. The transcript has 4 exons. Bases 86 to 529 code for a protein of 147 amino acids. Gene Ontology annotation, molecular function: GTP binding. NCBI's taxonomy places the organism in Eukaryota, Metazoa, Chordata, Actinopteri, Cypriniformes, Cyprinidae.